ACGCGAAAAGACCGUCAUGCGGUCUGCCAGCAGGUUCCUCCGCUUUGCACGUUUCCCAGGCAACGCGCACAGCUCCGCCUUAGGCUCCAGUGUAGAUAGUCGCUCCGCGUCCGCGUCUUUCCACCAUGGUUUUCCGCUUAGCUAGCUUUUCUGAGUCGAGCCCGUCAGAGUCCUCUACGCAGCCCAGAAGGCCUUCGGUCAAAUGGGACUUGGGCUCGGAUUAUGAGGACGUUACCGAGAAGACUACCGCUUCUGGCUCGGACUUCCGGCGCGAGAGACUAGACAGCCAGCCGGAUCUUGGCCUCCACGUCCAACCGCAGAUCUACUUCCUGCGGCCGAAGUCCCCAAUCCCCAAGUUGUUAUUCAGCUUAAUGAAUACCAAUGAUGCGAACGUGAAGAAGCUGUUACCCAAGAGCCAUUUAUCUCGGGUGAUUAUUCGUGACAACCUCAAUGCACAGCGCAUCUGCGAGAUGGAGAUGAAAGCCUCUGACAAGACCAAGAGGAAGAUGAGCUACUUGUACGACCACCUGAAAAAGAAGUUCAUGACGGACCAGCUGAGAAAGAUGAUGCGCUGGAGGCGGGAGUCCCUGAGCACCCAGCAGUACUUGGAUAAGGAACGGGCCUGAAGACCCUCGACAUGGCGAGCCAACCACCGUGAACCGCGGCAGAAUGAUCUGCCCCAAGAACACAGAACCACCCUGGUGAGAGCGGAGGAGCCCCAGAGCGUGCUGGUCUCCACCAUGGUAGAGCAAUAAAAGGAAAGACGCAGAUAGGAUAGGAGCGCAAAACGAACCAGUUCUAACCUGCUUUGCUCCACGCCAAUCCCCUAUCCCUGUGAAAUCCCUACAGCCAGGAUGCGAGGACGUGGUGUAAGAGGCAGAGACAAGCCAGUCUCCUUGGCUUAAGCAAACAAGGAAACUUCCGCCUGCAUUUCCUUCUCUUGUUCCUAUGUCUGUCUCUCUCCCUACAUUGUCCGCCCCUCCUCAGCCCCGCCCCGCCCCCUUAUGUCCAUUCUUCUCUCCUUCCCUCCUCACUUUGGUCUGAAGACUGAAGCCAGAACUUUACAUAUAUACUCAGCACAUGCUCUGUCCCCAGCUGUACACACACACCUGAGGUGACACAUCUGCCAGCUGCACAGGGCUGUGGACGUCUUCGACGGGAAGGAUUGAGUAAUAUACUGUGUGUCACCCCAGUGAUAAGGAGGUCAGGGUGAGGCACUGGGCAGUGCUUUCCAGCAGCCUACCAGCUCUGUGAUCUCGAAACCUCUCAGGGCUCCAGUUCCCUAACUGUAGAUAAGGUAACCUGCCUCUAGGGGCUGCCCAGUGCUCAUUCUUCCCAACUGCAGCAGCAACAGUGAUACCCAUUGGCUACCAGCCCUCCUGUUGCUUCUGCAAAGCAAAUUUGAACCUCCUGUCUCCUGCCCGCCCCUCCCCCUAGCCUGCUUUACUCACGGUGGCUUUUCUCAUUGACCUUGGGUUCUCCGGUCUGUUAGCUUCAUCCUGCCUGCGGUGUAGUGGCUCAGGUCUUGGUCCCAAGCACUGAUUAAGUUGAAUACCCCAUGGGCAGGAAGCAACCCCCCCUCUCAGAUUUGAUACAAGUCUCCUCUUUGGGUGACUCUCCACCUAGCCCUGAGCGUGGGCCACUCUUGUACUCCAGUACCCACAGCUGCAACUGGACCAGUGUCCAGUUUGCUUUGACUUGUCUGCACAGCUUUCAGGCUCUGAUGUUGGCAUAUCUAACC
This is a messenger RNA of Apodemus sylvaticus (European woodmouse), 1741 nucleotides long. It is a transcript of the gene C11H5orf52, whose product is annotated as chromosome 11 C5orf52 homolog. The coding region runs from base 126 to 626 and encodes 166 amino acids. Lineage: Eukaryota; Metazoa; Chordata; Mammalia; Rodentia; Muridae. The record is from RefSeq and is a predicted model, not a curated record. The transcript is spliced from 3 exons.